Messenger RNA from Callorhinus ursinus (northern fur seal), 2672 nucleotides. RefSeq names its product ATP binding cassette subfamily G member 2 (JR blood group) (gene ABCG2). The record is from RefSeq and is a predicted model, not a curated record. Gene Ontology annotation, cellular component: plasma membrane. Gene Ontology annotation, biological process: transmembrane transport. NCBI's taxonomy places the organism in Eukaryota, Metazoa, Chordata, Mammalia, Carnivora, Otariidae. Gene Ontology annotation, molecular function: ATP binding; riboflavin transmembrane transporter activity; ABC-type transporter activity.
UUUGCUAGGAUUGGUUUUGAUCUUUCCUCAAGUUGUUGCUAGUGUUGGAGAUGCUGUCGUCAGGAUUCUGUUGCACAGAGAAAGAUAAAAAUACCUCUCCAAAGCGUGCCUUUUUCUCCCUUUCCCAUCCCCUUGCCAGGAACGCCACAAAAGGAUCCCAGGCGGAUUGGAGGCAUUAGGUCGUCGGUUUGAAUCUCAGUGGUCGAGAAAGAAGUGUGGGUAAUGCCCGGUUCAUGGGGGAGAAGAAAGGAACAUAUGGAGAUAGGAGAACUGUUCAUUUCUCCCUGGCCAUUUCCUCAAGGCUAGUUUCUUUGGAAAGCCUUUCCUUCUGGUCGUUGCAGGAGCUCGCUGAGGGGCUGCAUUUCCUCUCUGAUUCUUUCUCUUGCCCCAGAGGGCCGGCAAAAGGAAGCUCCUGGAACUUUAAGGGACAUGGAUCUGGGGCUGAAGUCUCUAUAGGAAAACCUACAAGGAUAGAAAUCUCCGCAUCACCCUGCCCCUCGGCCAAGGCUGGGGGCUCUUUCCUUCCAGCAUCACACGUCGUAAUUGAAGUUUUGUGUGGAUAUCCAUUAUUAUUUCUUUCGCAUAGAUUCCUAGGAGUGAAGUCGCUGAGUUAUAUGAAAGGCCAAAACUCUCCAGAUGUCUUCCAAUAAUGAUCAAGUUUUUAUCCCAAUGUCACGAAGAAACACCAGUGACCUCUCCAGGAUGACCUCCAACAACCCGAAGACAUUUACUGAAGUAGCUGUGUUAAGUUUUCAUAACAUUUGCUAUCGAGUAAAAGUGAAGAGUGGCUUUCUUCUUGGUCGAAAAACAGUUGAGAAAGAAAUCCUGACAAAUGUCAAUGGCAUCAUGAGACCUGGCCUCAAUGCCAUUCUGGGACCCACAGGUGGCGGCAAAUCUUCGUUGUUAGAUAUCUUAGCUGCAAGGAAAGAUCCGAAUGGAUUAUCUGGAGAUGUUUUGAUAAAUGGAGCACCUCGACCUGCCAAUUUCAAAUGUAAUUCAGGUUAUGUGGUACAAGAUGAUGUCGUGAUGGGAACUCUGACAGUGAGAGAAAAUUUACAGUUCUCAGCAGCUCUCCGGCUUCCGACAACUAUGACAAGUCAUGAAAAAAAUGAGCAAAUUAACAAGGUCAUUCAGCAGUUAGGUCUGGAUAAAGUGGCAGAUUCCAAGGUUGGAACUCAAUUUAUACGUGGUGUGUCUGGAGGAGAAAGAAAAAGGACUAGUAUUGGAAUGGAGCUUAUUACCGAUCCAGCCAUCUUGUUCCUGGAUGAGCCCACAACUGGCUUAGACUCAAGCACGGCAAAUGCUGUUCUUUUGCUCCUGAAGAGGAUGUCUGAACAGGGACGAACAAUCAUCUUCUCCAUUCAUCAGCCUCGUUAUUCUAUCUUCAAGUUGUUUGAUAGCCUCACCUUGUUGGCCUCGGGAAGACUAAUGUUCCAUGGGCCUGCCCAGGAGGCCUUGGGGUACUUUGCAUCAGUGGGUUACCAUUGUGAGCCUUAUAAUAACCCCGCAGACUUCUUCCUGGAUGUCAUUAAUGGAGACUCCUCUGCUGUGAUAUUAAACAGAGAGGACCAAGACGGUGAAGUCAAGGAGACUGAAGAGCCUUCCAAGAGAAGAUCUCCACUCAUAGAAAAAAUAGCUGAGUUUUAUGGCAACUCUGACUUUUGCAGAAAAACGAAAGAUGAGUUAGAUCGACUCGUAAAGGGUCAUAAGAGGAAGAGCUCAACCUUUAACGAGAUCACCUAUGCCACCUCCUUCUGUCAUCAACUCAGAUGGAUUUCCAAACGUUCAUUCAAAAACUUACUGGGCAAUCCCCAGGCCUCUAUAGCUCAGAUAAUUGUAACAGUCAUCCUGGGAUUUGUUAUUGGUGCUAUUUUCUAUGAUCUAAAAAAUGAUCCUACAGGAAUCCAGAAUAGAUCAGGAGUGCUCUUCUUCCUGACGACCAACCAGUGUUUCAGCAGUGUGUCAGCUGUGGAGCUCUUUGUGGUUGAAAAGAAGCUCUUUAUACAUGAAUAUAUCAGUGGAUACUACAGAGUGUCAUCUUAUUUCUUUGGAAAACUGUUAUCUGAUUUAUUACCCAUGAGGAUGUUACCAAGUAUUAUAUUUACUUGUAUAAUAUACUUCUUGUUAGGCUUGAAACCAAUUGUGGAGGCCUUCUUCAUCAUGAUGUUUACCCUUAUGAUGGUGGCUUAUUCGGCCAGUUCUAUGGCACUGGCCAUAGCAGCAGGCCAGAGUGUGGUAUCCAUAGCAACACUUCUCAUGACCAUUUCCUUUGUGUUUAUGAUGAUAUUUUCAGGGCUGUUGGUAAAUCUCAGAACUGUUGGGCCUUGGCUCUCCUGGCUUCAGUACUUCAGCAUUCCUCGAUAUGGCUAUGUGGCUUUGCAGCAUAAUGAAUUUUUGGGACAAAACUUCUGCCCAGGAGUCAAUGUAACAGCGAAUAAUACCUGUAGCUAUGCGAUAUGUACUGGCGAAGAAUUUUUGCUAAACCAGGGCAUCGAUCUCUCCCCUUGGGGCCUGUGGAAGAAUCACGUAGCCUUGGCAUGUAUGAUUGUUAUCUUCCUUAUAAUUGCCUACCUAAAAUUGUUAUUUCUUAAAAAAUAUUCUUAAAUUCCUCUUUAAUUUACAUGAUUGAUCCACACAUUAAAAAGGGAGGAUCUUGAUUUUUUUUAAAUAUU